This is a messenger RNA of Apiotrichum porosum, 393 nucleotides long. It is a transcript of the gene CYC1, whose product is annotated as iso-1-cytochrome c. Gene Ontology annotation, molecular function: electron transfer activity; heme binding. The record is from RefSeq and is a predicted model, not a curated record. Gene Ontology annotation, biological process: mitochondrial electron transport, cytochrome c to oxygen; mitochondrial electron transport, ubiquinol to cytochrome c. Gene Ontology annotation, cellular component: mitochondrial intermembrane space. The coding region runs from base 1 to 393 and encodes 130 amino acids. The transcript is spliced from 6 exons. NCBI's taxonomy places the organism in Eukaryota, Fungi, Basidiomycota, Tremellomycetes, Trichosporonales, Trichosporonaceae.
AUGAAGGAGCAGGCAGAUGCGGCUCCGAGUAUUUUCCAACGCGCCCAAUCUACUCUGCUCCGCCAUGCUCCUUCCACUCGCGGAGACGUCGCCAAGGGCGCUGGUAUCUUCAAGACCCGUUGCGCUCAGUGCCACACCCUCGAGGCUGGCGGCGCCAACAAGGUCGGCCCCAACCUCCACGGUCUCUUCGGCCGCAAGUCGGGCCAGGCUGAGGGCUUCACCUACACCGCCGCCAACGUCAACAAGGGCGUUGUGUGGGAGGGCCAGACCCUCUUCGAGUAUCUUGAGAACCCCAAGAAAUACAUCCCUGGCACCAAGAUGGCCUUCGCCGGCCUGAAGAAGGCCAAGGACAGGAACGACCUCAUCGCGUUCAUGGACAAGGAGUGCAAGUAA